Messenger RNA from Lasiosphaeria miniovina, 591 nucleotides. RefSeq lists its product as uncharacterized. The coding region runs from base 1 to 591 and encodes 196 amino acids. The record is from RefSeq and is a predicted model, not a curated record. NCBI's taxonomy places the organism in Eukaryota, Fungi, Ascomycota, Sordariomycetes, Sordariales, Lasiosphaeriaceae. The transcript has 2 exons.
AUGUCCGCCGCAGAAGAACGGCCACGGCCGCCCAAGAGACUGUUCACGGGGAGGUUAUUUGGGAAAAGCUCCCAGAACUUGCACACGCCCGAUAUCGACACGAUGCCCGAGACACCUAUCUGCUUUAGUCACACCGACGACACGGGGUUCUCCGACGGGUUUAAAAACGGAACAACGUGGAGGCAUCCGGAUGCAGUAAUCGGGGGCGUGCUCACACAGGAGGACCUCGACCGGCAGCAGCGGUGGAACCACGACCUGGAGCUGCACUACCGCACGCCGUCGUUCAGCCAGACGCGCAGGGAGAAGAAGAACCGCGUCACGAGCGGCAAGCUCGUCGACAUCACGAGCCUGGCGGGCACCCUGACCGAGACGUCGCGCGGCUUCUUCCUCCGCCGCACCGCGCCCGCCGUGUCCGCCCCGAUCGAGAUCCACGCCGACGGCGACGCCGCCUCGUCGACCACCAUGCGGCGGUCGACCACCGACUCGAGCGAGUCGUCGCAAGAAGACGACGAGAACAACAGCUUCCGCAGCCGCCUGCUCUACGAAAAGCUGCUCGAGAGCUUGCCCGACAUCGAAUCUCGCAAGCGUUGA